Acanthoscelides obtectus is the source of this 471-nucleotide messenger RNA. The record is from the annotation of a GenBank genome assembly. NCBI's taxonomy places the organism in Eukaryota, Metazoa, Arthropoda, Insecta, Coleoptera, Chrysomelidae.
AUGGCCAACAUCGGCCCUCAAUGAUACCAUGUUGGCUCCAAUGUGUGAAUGCGACGUCAGAGUCGUUCGUAAGAACGUUCCUCCCUGUUUAAGUAUUGUGAGUCAAUAGGUCUGUCAGAUCUGGUUGCCCAGAUACCAGAGACAGUCAGUCAGGCGGAAAGAAAAAAGAUAAAAGAAAGGAGGGAAGAAGGCAUUGUUAACUAGGCAGCAGCGGUGGCCGCAGUAGUAGACUCUUCGGUCUCCUGAUCAGUCGCCGUGCGCUGCGCGGGUUCGAGUCCCGUCCCAGGAGAAAUUUUUUUCUUGGCUAUGGAUGUUGUGAUUGUCCGUAGGUGGUAGACGGUCUCUGACUGUCGAACGCGGAGGUACCACCCGGCGGAUCUCGUAGGCGGAGCCAGAAUGUGUGCAUGUUGCAUGCACACGUGUUCCCUCGCCAGAGUCCAUGUGGCGUUCCCCCUUUCCCAUGUAUCCCCC